GUUCUAUUCGAUACUGGAUUCUCUGCUAAAGACUUAUCUUUGAUAACAGAAUGGAGGAAGCAAUCGCGGAGCUACGGCGUCAGCUUGAGGAACAAAAAACGCUCCGAGAAGCAGCAGAGCGUCCGCGAGAAGAGGAGGAGAAAGCGCGAGAAGAGGCAGAACGGCGAGUGCAGCCCAAUACACUAUUCAGCCUCCUUGAUCGCUGCCACAAUUCUCUAUCUCUAGCAAUCCAAGUUGAGACGGAUGCGACCCUCUUGACCCAGGGCUACGCGACCGACCCUGUCAACCGACUUUACCCCAAGCAGGUUAUCCCCUGGCCUGACUUCCCCCAACUCCAAGAGCAAGUCUGGCAGAAGUUCGAACGCACAGCUAACUUUACCUCGCGUCCGCUCUUUCCUUCUAAUACCCAAAUCGAUUAUGUCUUGACAAAUAUCCAGAAUAAGCGAAUUUAUUCAGAAGCGUCCCUUCGAAAUUUCGAGCGAGACACGGUAGAUAACUUUGUUGAACAAAUUAUUAAUGCAUUACGAGACGAUGAACCACUUCGACGUGAAUUUGGCAUUCAGGGACGCGUCUCCUUCUAUGACCACGAGACCCCAGAGGAGGCUUCGUUGGAAAACAGUUUGGAACAGAUGAAUAUCCAGAACGCGCGCGCCCCCCAACGACUAGCGGUCACUAGACGUGGGAAAGGUAGAGGAAGAGGAGGGGGAACCGCGCAGAGAGAGACGAGGGCUGGCACCGCCCGAAGACGCAAUCGCCGUGCCGACCAAUUCUGUGUGCAUGUCAUGGCCAACGAGCGACAAAAGCCGGUGUUUGCAGUCGAGUUCAAAGCGCUGCACAAGGUAACAAUCCCUGAAUUGGUGGCCGGUUUACAUCCAAUGAAUCUGGCUCGCGAUGUCAUUGAUCAGGAAGGCGACACGUUUGAGUUUUAUGCUACCCACCUCAUUGCAGCCGUGGUUACCCAGAUAUUCUCAUACAUGAUCGACAGUGGAGUUCAAUAUGGCUAUAUCUGCACAGGAGAGGCUUUUGUUUUUCUUCAUAUCCCGAAGAAUGAUCCUACAGUCGUUCAGUACUACUUGUGUAUCCCGAAUCAAGACGUGCAGGCGGACAAUGAAUGGCAUCUUCACCGGACUGCCAUCGGUCAAGUGCUCGCGUUCGCCCUCCAAGCGCUAGCCGUCGAAGCCCCAUCUCAGGAGUGGUACGAUACAGCAAAUGAGAAGCUAUCAACUUGGGAGGUUGAAUAUCUAGAUAUCUUGCGUCUUAUUCCUGAAACUAUUCGCAAAGACCCGCCGGCCUCUAAUUACCGACCCUCGCACUGGAAACAAGAGCCGAAAGCACACCACACACGAUCCCGUGCUCGUUGUCAACCAGGCAUAUCCACUCCGCAGCACUCAUCUACUGAGGGCAGUGACAACGAUGAAGAAUCGCAUUCACCAUCUACUGAGGCAGCGGCGCGCAGCCGGUCGAGUCGCAGUCAAAGCAACAACCGUCAAUCGACCAAGGGAAAAGAGAGGACACGAGCGGGCCAGGACAAAAAACAGACUUCUCAAAAGGACAGGCAGUCUACACGGCCCUACUGCAGCAUUGCCUGCAUUCGCGGCAUGGUCAACCGAGACACUCUGGAUAAAGAAUGCCCCAACUGGAGGCACCAUGGUGGCCAGAGACACUCAAUGGGCCCGCGUGAGUUCACGCGCCAGCUCCACCUUCAACUUGUCCGAGAUCGAACCCGUGGGUUUGAACCGCUGCAUAUUCGUGGUCGAACAGGCUACCUUAUAAAAGCGACCCUUCUAUCACACGGAUAUACUGUGAUCAUUAAGGCUACCACGGCACAGAAACAGCAUCUUCUUCAGGCAGAAGUGGACAAUUAUCGCCGUCUCCGGAGCCUUCAGGGACAACAGAUCCCUGUCUGCCUUGGGACCUUCACCCCACGAAUUACAUAUUGGUACCAUGGCGAAUUAAUGGCGCAGAUGAUGAUUCUGAGCUGGUCUGGGACGCGCCUUCAACAUGUCAUCAAUAAGGAGAACUCCGCUCUCUUCCACCGGAAGCGCCAGAAAGCUCUGGCCGUGCUUCGGUCACACGGCGUUAUCCACGGCGACAGUGAGUGGCGUAAUAUGCUAUGGGACGAGUUAGGUGGUCGUUUGAUGGUCAUUGACUUGGAGGACGUGAGAUGGUUGAAGGGGCCUCGAGCUCUAGAAUCACUUUCUCCCAAUACAUGGAAUGGUCGUCGCACCAGUGGAGGAGAACAGGCAACGGCUCUUGACCAGCAGACCAGGAAAAAUUCCGUCUACGCAUGA
This is a messenger RNA of Aspergillus ochraceoroseus IBT 24754, 2291 nucleotides long. RefSeq lists its product as uncharacterized. The record is from RefSeq and is a predicted model, not a curated record. Bases 51 to 2291 code for a protein of 746 amino acids. Lineage: Eukaryota; Fungi; Ascomycota; Eurotiomycetes; Eurotiales; Aspergillaceae. The transcript is spliced from 2 exons.